Colletotrichum aenigma is the source of this 1812-nucleotide messenger RNA. RefSeq lists its product as uncharacterized. The record is from RefSeq and is a predicted model, not a curated record. The coding region runs from base 1 to 1812 and encodes 603 amino acids. Lineage: Eukaryota; Fungi; Ascomycota; Sordariomycetes; Glomerellales; Glomerellaceae. The transcript has a single exon.
AUGUCCACAGUCGUUGGACCUGCAUCGGCCGUUCUUCUUAUUCCGACUCCCGGAUGGUUUCCAUUGGCCCAUUCCCUCGCGUUCAGCAACCUUUCCGACCGUUCACUUCCGGUAUUUUAUGAUUCGAUCCCGGAAAGAGUAUGGCCGCACACCUUUAAUGCAACACCAGACAUAUCAGAAUGCAAGACUAUAGAUGGAAUGUACGAAGCAUGGUGUCCGGCUGGUGGCUAUUCGGAAAUAUGGAAUUGGGCUGAAAGCUACAGCGCGACCGAUUUGAAGAACAACCUCAUCUUUCAAUUUCCCACGACAGAUGUGCGACGACAUUUGGUACACGUCCAAGCCGAUGGUAAAUACAAAACUGUCCUCUCAACCACCCCGUCCAACUUCUUCAUGAUGGGGCUCGGUCUCAUUCAGAAGUACAUUGAUGGCCACGAUGUUGGACUUGUACACAGUAGCUCCCGUUACGAACUCACGCCUCGGCUGGCUAACUACACGCACCCCAACGACCGAGAAUUGGACAGUUCAAUCUAUCAGCCCAUGGUGCAGUCUAAAUGCAGGGUUUACGAAAAACAAUACUUCACAGAGCCGGGUCAAAGCAUGACAUAUCCAACGGAGGCCAUGAACUGUUUUGGCGACAGAGACUGUGAGCAAGUUCGGGACACUCCACCGACUUUCAAUGAGAAGUUUCUAUUCACCGAAACCGAGGAGGAUGAGACGAUCUCCACUGCGUACACUAUAGAGGGUGGCAAAGUAAGCUCCGUGGUUCUCAUCGCCGGACAAGUUCCAAACACAGAUGAUCACACGAAGGACAUAGCCUACACCUGCAGCCUUCUAGCCACUUGGAUCCCCUCGAACUUUUCCUUGGACCCCGCAGUCAGCGAUGUUCUGUACUCUAGCCUGAGUAAUGCAAAGACACUUCGGUCAGUCUAUAACCAGACAUCGGUUGAAGAGGCCCGCGUCAUCAGGUUCAACCGCACCUGGCUUCCGUACCUAAAUCCUUCGUACGAGAUGACGACUGAAGGUGGCAUCAGCUUUAAUACCUCAGCCGUGCUCAGAAUUAUCGACCUCGUCAGCGGCUUAGGUUCCAGGGCCAGCAGUUCCAGGAAGUGGCCCAUCUAUGAUAGAAAGGCAGAAGACGCGGAGCUCUUCCUAUCUAAGGUAUUCGGUGUCUACCUUACUGAGGCUUUAGCACGCACGGGAAUGGCUAGGUCCAUGAUGAUGAUACAAGAGGGCGACGACGAAAAGAUGCAAGGCAUCGAUUUGAAUACACAGUACACUAACUCCGAUGGAAUGUUCAACGUCGAGCUGCUCCAUUCAAAUCAAACUCAAUGGAAUUUUGGCAGGGGUGUUGAUGUAAGGAACUACACCCUAACCGACUUGUACGACACGAUUCUCACUGGUUUUCUGAAUUUCGACUUCGACAUCAGAAGAUACGGUUACGGAAUGGGUCAUCAGCGGAAGACUGUUACCUUCGCACGGGUCAUGAUGUACAUCUACCUAGCAUCCGUUGUGCUCUACGCCCUCACAGUCGGUUUUGCGCAUGCUGUCGAGCUGACCGGUAGGGGAAGGAGGCUACGAGUCCUCAGUGUAGUGCCGUGGGCGGACCUACAAGACCUGAUCGUUCUUGCACUCAAGACGCCUCCUCCCAGAGAUGCCGACCUUGCAGACGCUGGAGCGGGGGUCAGCUCCCCUAGUGUGUGGAAGAAGACGGUGAAGGCUCGAGCAGAUGAGCAGCAUGAUGUGCAGCUCGUGCUAAACGACGAGCCAGGGAUGGAAAGGUUGGAUGUCACUGGGAAAGAGAAAUACUUUUGA